Messenger RNA from Lachancea thermotolerans CBS 6340, 945 nucleotides. RefSeq names its product 3-dehydrosphinganine reductase (gene TSC10). The transcript has a single exon. Bases 1 to 945 code for a protein of 314 amino acids. Gene Ontology annotation, biological process: sphingolipid biosynthetic process. Gene Ontology annotation, cellular component: endoplasmic reticulum membrane. NCBI's taxonomy places the organism in Eukaryota, Fungi, Ascomycota, Saccharomycetes, Saccharomycetales, Saccharomycetaceae. Gene Ontology annotation, molecular function: 3-dehydrosphinganine reductase activity. The record is from RefSeq and is a predicted model, not a curated record.
AUGGCCAAGUUCUCUUUGGAAAACCAAGUUGCGCUCAUUGCAGGCGGAUCCCAAGGCCUGGGUAAAGAGUUCGCUCGAAAACUAUACCAAGAGGGUACUAAUAACACAGUGAUCGUGGUGAGCAGGUCUCAGGACAAACUGCAGCGCGCAGUGUGUAGCAUCACAGGUCUCGAGACGGCGUUGGAGUUAUCAGAGGAUGCUAGAAACUUACAACAUGAACAGCAGCAAAACCGUAUAUUCUUUGCGUCUUGUGACCUCGCGGAGUACGCCCAGGUCGAGAAGCUGUAUGAGCUACUGGCCGCUUGCGAAAUCGUACCUACACAGGUUUUUCUAUGUGCCGGUGGGUCUACCCCUGGUCUAUUCAAAGACCUGAGUGGUCGUGAGCUCGAUCUGGGCGUCCGCGUCAACUACAUGACUUGUGUGAAUCUUGCUCACAUAGCUGUGCGGAAAUGGCCUGGAAGUCACUUGGUCUUCUUCUCAAGUGAGGUUGCCUUCUUCCCCUUUAUUGGCUAUUCACAGUAUGCUCCGCUAAAGCAGUCUAUCAAAUCACUGGUUGCAAUUCUACGCCAAGAGUGCGCCCCACAGCGCAUUUCUUGUGUAUACCCAGGUAAUUUCGACAGCGAAGGCUACGCCCUCGAAAACGAGACCAAGCCAACUAUUACUAAAGAGAUUGAAGGGCCAUCAGAUGCGAUCUCGUGCGCCGAAUGCUGUGACCGUAUAUGUAAGACCCUAAAAGCCGGCUACGACGAUGUGACAACAGACUUUAUCGGCUGGGUGCUCAUGAGCACUGACAUGGGUUUAAACAAGCAAAAUAAUGUCUCCUUCGGUUGGCCUUUACAAUGGCUCCUUGGGAUUUUCGCAAACCUCAUCAUAGUCCCGAUAUACAUGCUCAUCUGUAAGUUCCAGAUCAGACAGUGGCGUAAAUCAUGCCAAAAGAAGAACUGA